AUGAGCUAUCGACUCGAAUACUCAAAGGUAGGAUCUUCACCUCUGCCCUAUCGAUACGCGUGCUGGUGAUUGACAGGCGCUGACGCUGUCGGCAUGUGCCCCACUUGCACAAUGUGACGUCGCUCCGCAGAGCGCGCAAGCAGGAUGCAAAGGUAUGCGAUAUCCCCGGAACCUCUCCUUCGAGAUCCGCCGACUGAUUUGAUUAACUCUUCUCCGUUUGUGUGCAGGCCCUAAGCCUUGCUCAGGUACUAAAAUCGGCAAGGCAGGUCCAGCUCCGACGACCUCCUGUCACUGCGUCAGCCAUGUCAAUUAUCUAACCCCAGUCGCUGUGGGGGUUUGCAGGGAGAGUUGCGUUUUGGAACAGUGGUAGACAUCAGUGAGUUUGAUCAAACAGAGCUGCUUCCCCCCAGUUGACGGUACACUGACCGUUGGCUUUAUUGAGUCGAUGUUUCGUAGUGGGGAGGACGAGCUUCCAAUGGAGGCACUGGGGCUGUCUCACCAAGACCGUCCUGGCCAACGUCAAGAACAGUCAGUAUUUAAACCGUGGGAAUCAAUGAUUACAGGCUAACGAAGUGGCCGUCUCGGAACAUACAGAGAUCGACAAACCGGAGGAAAUCGACGGUGAGUCUGCGAGGGUAUGAUAUCUCAUCACUCGGCGACUGACACCACCCUACGAGUGUCUCAGGUUUCGAGGACCUCAGGGAACAAGAUCAGGAGCGAGUGAAGAAGGCUUACGAGACGGGACACAGUGAGCCUAGUUUGUGGCUCAGCUGUGACAAGACGUCCUGCCGAGGCUGAUACGCCGAAUCUUUCGAUUGCCCUGCGAGCUCUUAGUUGCUCCUGAAGGUAGGUUGGUUCAGUCGUGUAUCCUCAUCGAAGAUACAAGCUGAUUCGAUGAUACAUCAUCUGCAGACAUCCCCGAGUCAGCCAAGGUCAAGGGCGAAGACGGUGACGAGUCGCCGGCGGACGAAGGGCGUCCCGCCAAAGAGGGACACAGUUCGCCCAACAAGAAGAAGGCGCCUGCUCCCAAAGCCAAAAGCAAGAGCAAGAAGGCGAAAGCCGAAGAUGAGGAAGAGUUGGAGGAGGAAAAGCCCAAAAAGAAGAAGGCUGCGGCGCCGGCCAAGAAGCGUGCCAAGAAAGAAGCUACACCCGAUGAGGAUUCGGAGGAAGAGGCUGAGGCUGUUUCGACUGACGAGGAGGUGAGCAUCCAGAGCUCACGACCUGUCACACCUUUGCGGUUGCUGAUCGUGGGGUUUCCUCUUCACAGGAGAAACCCAAGAAGAAGAAGGCUCGUUCGUCCAAAUCCAAGUCCAAGUCCAAAAAGAGGAACUCCGAGUUCAAGGCGAGUUUUCACCUGGGUUUCGUCUCAUCCCCGCCCCACGUCUUGAAGCUAAUCAUGAGGUAUCCGCUUCCUUUCCCAGGCUGAUUCACCUGCUCCGACCCCGCGGAAGCCGUCGACAAGGACGACAGCCAACAAGGCCUCGAUGAAGGAAGAGGACGACGAUGAUGACGAGUGA
This is a messenger RNA of Microbotryum saponariae, 1517 nucleotides long. NCBI's taxonomy places the organism in Eukaryota, Fungi, Basidiomycota, Microbotryomycetes, Microbotryales, Microbotryaceae. The record is from the annotation of a GenBank genome assembly.